Molecule: messenger RNA, 1335 nt
Organism: Aspergillus pseudonomiae
Lineage: Eukaryota; Fungi; Ascomycota; Eurotiomycetes; Eurotiales; Aspergillaceae
Product: major facilitator superfamily domain-containing protein
Exons: 4
Coding region: 1-1335 (444 amino acids)
Biological process (GO): transmembrane transport
Cellular component (GO): fungal-type vacuole membrane
Molecular function (GO): transmembrane transporter activity
Source: RefSeq, a predicted model, not a curated record
AUGCAGUCAACAGCAGAUUCGUCCGAUGAAUCAACUACUACUUCUCACCGACCAGAUGGGGGGAGGUCAGCUUGGAUCUUCCUCGCCUCGGUCUCUGUUAUGCUCCAGCUGACGUGGGGAUUCACGAUCUCAUUUGGUGCUUUUCGUGAAUAUUACUUCUAUGAGUCAGCCUUCUCUGGUAAUCAGGUGAUCGCUAUCAUUGGAGUUGUUAGUACGGGCGUGAUCCAACUCCUCUGCCCCUUUCUAGUGCACAUCCUGGGCGGAAGAGCUUGGCUGCGUAAACCGCUCCUAUGCAUCGGGUCAGCCAUUGUGGUGGCCGCAUCGAUUGGGGCGGGAUUCUCCCACACACCUAUCCAACUCAUCAUGACCCAAGGGGUCCUCUACGGUUUAGGUAGUGGCCUGGUCUUUGCUCCCAACAUGAGCCUGAUCGAUGAAUGGUUCAUCAGGCGGCGUAGCCUUGCCUAUGGCAUCUACUUUGCAUGCUCAAGUAUCUCUGCUGCCAUCCUACCUCCAGUUAUGCGGAUACUUCUCGCAAAGUACUCAGCUAAAGCGACAUUGAUUGGAUGGGGUAUAUUUGUUGCUGUUGUACUGAGUAUAGCCCUGAUAGCCGUGCGGCCACGCCUGCCGUCAUCUAGGUCCGCUGGGAACGAAAAAGAAAAUCCUCUCUCUGGGCAGUUUUCAUAUAGAUUUCUGCGCAGGCCUCUGUUCUGGCUAAUUCUGUUAUCCAAUGUCUUACAAGCACUGUCCCAAUAUUUGCCAUCCGUCUACAUACCAUCUUAUGCAACUGCCGUCAUUGGUACUUCUUCUGCAAGUGCAUCGGCUCUACUCGCCAUUUACAACAUCGCGUCCGCCAUUUGUCAGCCCCUGUUGGGACUACUUGCUGAUAAACAAAAUAUUCUAUAUCCGCUGCUGCUCAGCACUUUGAUCCCAUCCAUUGCUGUUCUGUGUAUCUGGGGCUUUGCAACGAACUACGGCCUUCUCGCACUUGUAUGCAUCUUAUUUGGCGGGCUUUCUGGGGGUUACGUUGUUCUACGGAACCGCUUUGCAACAGCUAUCGUUGGAAACAGUGAUCGCCCAAAUGAAGAGCUGAUUGUAUCAGGUCUGAUCAUGUUCUUCAGGGGAGGGGCCACAAUCGCAUCCGGCUUUGUAGCUACAGCGGUCUCCACUGCGGGCGCAAAUCGGGGUCUCCAUAAAGGGAACUAUGGUUCCGGCCAAUGGCUCCCGUUAAUCCUUACUGUUGGAAUCCUCACUGGAGUUUCUUGCAUUGGCGCGCUAGGAUUCCUGCGUGGGGGCAGACAAGCGAGGCCGAAUGAGCAAGGUCAUGGAGAUUCUUAG